Molecule: messenger RNA, 503 nt
Organism: Mangifera indica (mango)
Lineage: Eukaryota; Viridiplantae; Streptophyta; Magnoliopsida; Sapindales; Anacardiaceae
Exons: 1
Coding region: 142-351 (69 amino acids)
Source: RefSeq, a predicted model, not a curated record
GCGAUUGCAAAAUCUUAUUAUACCCUACCAUUAUUACUUUCGCUCUUCACUUACUCGGUUAGUGCCUUCUCAUCUUUUACGUUUCAUUAAAGCUAGCGGCCAAUUACUUAAUUUGUUUAACCUUUUCUUCAUCUUUCAUCAAUGGCUGACUGGGGCCCCGUUCUUAUUGGUGUGGUACUCUUUGUGUUGCUGCAACCGGGGCUUCUGUUUCAGUUACCGGGACACGGCCGCUGCUUGGAGUUUGGCAGCAUGAAGACCAACGGCAAGGCUGUUGCUGUUCACACUCUUAUCUUCUUUACGCUCUAUGCCAUCCUCAUCUUGGCUGUUCACGUCCACAUCUAUACCGGAUGAAAUAGCUUCUAUAUAACAGAUCUGAAUGCGGGAAUGUAGGGUUUGGUUUUUGUUUGCAUCAUUUCAAUUCGUUUAAGACCAAAGCCUGUACGUUUAGGCAGUUAUUUGAGCUUAAGAAAGAGUAAAAAAAUGGAGACCAAUUUUUCUGUGUA